Messenger RNA from Gigantopelta aegis, 10177 nucleotides. RefSeq lists its product as uncharacterized. Gene Ontology annotation, biological process: double-strand break repair. The record is from RefSeq and is a predicted model, not a curated record. NCBI's taxonomy places the organism in Eukaryota, Metazoa, Mollusca, Gastropoda, Neomphalida, Peltospiridae. Gene Ontology annotation, cellular component: site of double-strand break; nucleus. The transcript has 32 exons. Gene Ontology annotation, molecular function: zinc ion binding; helicase activity. Bases 65 to 8893 code for a protein of 2942 amino acids.
UUGUUUAGGAUUCAAGUUUAUCUAACAGACAUGAAGAUGGUAGCUGCACUACUAAAACGUUGAAAUGGCUGCAAAAGAAUAUGAGGUUCUGUACACCCACCAGAAGACCAAGAAGGCCAAGGUGUGGCAGGAUGGAGUUUUGAGAGUGCUGGCAGAAGGAACAAAAUGUGUUUUGCUUGAUGAAAAGAACUCUCGCCUGGACACUGUAUUUGUGAGGUCAUGUGACGUGAAACCUGGUGAACAGUUCGAGAGUGACCGCUACCUCAUCCUUGUGGAGCAGGAGAAGACCACUCCCCAGUUACCACGGCAACCAGUCCAGUCACAUACAUCAUUGGUCCAAGAAUGUUUGAAUCCACCCAUAUCUACGGGUCGCCAGAAUGCGGUUCACCGACCGUCAUCGGGGAAAUGUGUUGUUGCUGGUCUGAAAAGGAAGAGAAGUGGUUUUAUUCCACCAAGGGUAGUCAAACCUGCUGUAGAUGACACUGUCAUUGACCAAAACACAAACUCUCAGACAUGUAGCUCUUCUGUAAGGCCGACAGCUGACUUACAACCACAGCAGUUCAGUUGUGAGGACAUCCUGACAAUAUACUCCAAACACCACACCUCUCCCCAACAUGGCGGGCAUAGUGGAGACCGCGACAAUUCUGGCAUAUCUCCUCACUUGACAGGGUUCAUGGCUCAGCUGAGGAAACAACACGUGGCAAGGACGAGUCCAAGUCCGAGUCCACAGCAGUCACCAUGGAGAAUGUUUGGGUCACCAUCGGCCAUUUCUCCGUCUUACAGCCCUCUUUCUACAAACUCACUGCCCAGUUCUCAGGAAAAUUUGGAACAUGAAAACGUAGAAAAAAAUGUCCCUUCUGGGUUUAAAUAUUCUGCUAAAACAUUUGGAGAGAAGUCAAUGAAACAAUUUGAAUACGUUCCAUCCAUGUGUGGAGCAAACAGUGAUUUGCAGACAUGUUCAUCUAACAUGGACAGUCAUCAAGAAAGCGGUGUGAAUAAACACACAAUGGCUACACAGUGUCAUGGAACACAAGUUCCGUCUGAAACAAAACGAACAGCUUCUCAAAUCUUAGCUUUAUUGAAGAGUGGGGAUGAUGAUCAUAAGACAUCAGUUGUUCCUGGAAAGUAUUGCUCUGUUGGUGUCGAUAGGAAUUCCAGUGCUCAGCUGUUCUCUUUAGCUAGAGCUCAGUCUGGUCUCAGUUCAUCAAAGCAGCAACAGCCACUAGACAUGGUUGGGCCUGAAACAUUGUCUAUAAUCCAAGUGCAGACUAGUUCAUCAAACAAGCAAUUGUCAUCAGUUAAGGCUGGAACUUCAUGUAAUGUUAAUAACAAUUCCUUAUCAGAGACAUUGUCUAUAAACCAAGCCCAGACUGAUAAUAUUUUCCAUCUUUCAAAGAAACAAGACCCAUCUUUUUUGCCUGAGUCUUCAUGUAGUGUUAUGAAUAAUCCCAGUUCUCAACAAUCCUCUACAGACCAAGCUCAGACUAGUGAUGGUAUUUGCCUGGCAGGGCCACAAGUACCAAACAGUUGGAAUAAAUCUCUAUUUAAUAGUCUUUCAUCAGAUUUAUCUCAACGUAAUGAAACAUCCACUUCUAUUUCUCCCGGCAGCAACUGUUGUGAAGUUAAAUCUGCAGCUAUAGAACAUUCUACAAAUAUCAGGACAUUAGAUAAGAGGGAGAAUGAUUAUGAAUGUGAAACAGAUGUUUUAAAAUCAGAAGAGAGAGAUGCUGAGAUGUACAAGGACUAUGUGGACUCUGAAAUGUUUGAUGAAAAGAUGUCACUAAGUCCACAAUCCAUGCCUCGCUGUGAGGACAAUCUGCACACAUUAGAUGAGACUGAUGUACUGAAGGAGGAUGCUCAGACAUCCAGUGAUUGUUCUGAGUUUAGACUGCUGCCUACAGAAGCAUCUAAGAGUGACAAAGUGUUAUUAGAGAGAGGUGUACUGAACAAAGAAGUAAAGAAAAAUAUGCAUAGACUAGAGGAGAGAGAUGAACUGAAAGAAGAAGCUAGGAAAUAUGGUGAUUGCUGCGAGUCUAAAUUAUGUGAAGAAGAAUCUAAUUGUAACUGUUUGUCACCAGAACCUUUUCGAACGACGGUGUUGGAAAAUAGCUUGCAAAUUGAUUCCUCUUUGCUGAUAUCUUCUACACUAAGUGAUGUUCCACAGGGUAACUUAGAUCCUCAGAAUGCCAUUUUGAAAGGGAAUGUGACUUGUUCUCAGAAUGAAAUACAACUGAAAAACACUGAUUCUCAGAAUUAUGUUAAACAUAAUGAUGUUGUUCAAGAGGACUCCAUAGUUCCACAAGGGAACUCCGAGGUUCCUUGGUGUGAUUCAGCAAAUGAUGCAUUCUUUGAAGUAACAUUUUCCCCAUUAUCUAACUUGUCUGGAUGUGAUGGGUGUGAAGAUGUACAAGAAGAAACAAACCAGUUUUCACAAACUUCUCUCUUUUCUGAUGAUUCUUUUCCUGUACCCAAACCACCAAUCACAGAUGAUCCUGUAAUAGCCAUGCCUGAACAAUAUUUACACCCAGCAGCCAGUAAUGGUUUUGGCAGAAUUGAAAACAAUGGCAAAAGUGGAUUGGAUUUGUCUGAGUGUAUCAUUGAUGCAAACUUGUCUUCAUCUAAUAAUUGUGAAUAUACAAGACAACAAACUAGCAAUACCACAAGUAUUUCAGUGCUGUGUGAAGAACCUGCAGUUUUAUCUGGUGCUGAUGAUAAUGUAGACUGUUCUGGCAGUGAUAAGAAUGUAUGUGUUUCCAAAGAACAAGGAUGUGCAUCUAACAAAGAUUGUCCAACUGACAAAUAUUCUUCAACUUGUAGUAACAAUGCUCACAUAGCUCCUGUAGGUGUGCUGAAAGCAAGUAAUCUCUUUUCUCAGGAAGAUAAUAUCACUGUGUCUAAGGGUCAACAAAAUGCUGGGUUGUCAUGCCAGGGAGAUUGUAAAUCUAAAACUCUGCUCAAAGAAAAGGAUCCACUUUUUCAAGAAGACAAAAAUUUUGUGCCUGAGAAGAAACAAAAUACUGGAAUCUCAUGCAAGAAAGAAUGUAAUCCUGACACUUUGAGUAUUGAAAGUGAACUCUUUUCCCAGGAAGAUAAAAAUGUCAUGUUGAAGGAACAAAAUAUUAGUAGAAUGUCAUGUGAGGAAGAAUGUAGUGCCCAAACUCUGCUGGUAGAAAAUGAUGCCUUUCCUCAAACAGAUAACAAUGCUGUGCCUGAGGAAAAGGGAAAUGCUGGAACUUCAUUUCAGGAAGAUUGUAAUUCUGACAAAUUUCUGAUAGAAAGUGAUCCAUUUUCUCAGGAAGAUUGUAAUUCUGACAAAUUUCUCAUAGAAAGUGAUCCAUUUUCUCAGGAAGAUGAACUUACCAUGCCUGAGGAAGAAGAAAAUGUGACCUCAUAUGUUGAGAGAUGCUCAAAACCUGACACAUUGAAACACACUGGUCCUGUACAAACUCUUGGUGAUCUUGAGUUCAGUCCAGAAAGUGAUGUAUGUCUGUCUAGAUCACAGAUGUCUCAAGAAAACCUCCCAGAGUCUUUGUUACAGACAUCCUCUUGGCAUCAUUAUAAUGAUAGACUGGUGUUCUUGUCUGGUAGAACUCUGAGAACAGCAUCUGAGGACCAGCUGAAUUUAGCAGGGGUUAGUGAAAGUUUUCAAGACAGAAGUCGGAGUUGGAUGUUCAGAAAUAUGUCCGACAGGAAGAUGGUUGUUGAGGAAAGUGAAGAACCAUUGAUGGCUGCUGGAUUCAGUGAUGAGAAACAUGCUCUGCCGUUUCCAUCGCUGCUGACUUCUGUACCUCAUCCUUCCGAGCUGUUUGUGGAAGACAGGAAGACACAUCACAAUACUGUACAGCAGACAGUCGGUGGGGUCUGCAGUAAACUGGCCGAGUAUAAAAUGAAGGGAAGUAAAUCUGGACAUGCCACCCGUGUUCCCCACAAUACAACAUUUGUUCAGGCACGAAGACAAAGAAAGCCUGAUAAUAAUCAUUGGUCUCUCGAACUAGAUACAACCAGCCGACAACAAGUGGAAAUCAGUCAGCUUCCUUUGUCUACAUUAUUGAACACUAACCAUCAGGAAAGAUCUCUGGAUGAUAUGUCUUUGACAUCACCUAUAAUCACAAACAUUGGGAAACAGUGUCUUGGAGAUAUUCCUUUGACUUCACCUAUAAUCACAGAUAUAGGCUCACAGUGUUUUGAAAAUGGCCCUUUGAGUUCAGUUGCAGGUGUGAAUAAAAACAUUAGAGGUUCUUCUAGUUUACUGUCCACAAACCUUUUGCCUUCAUUAGCAGACGAAUCUAAUGUUGACAGUCUGACUAACAUGUUACACAUAAAUCAUCAGGAUGAGCGUUCUUUGCCUGCAAGGUCCAAGUCAAGAAUGGAAGCUGUUGAUGACCUGGGCAGAUUGUUAAUAGUGAACAGCCAGUCAACUUGUUCCAAUACAUCAGAGAUCUUGCAGGUUCCAGAUAUUGGAGCUCAUGUCAUGACAGAUUCCUGGACUCGGGGGACACGACUUGAUAGUCCAGAUAAUUUCCACAAUGAAGACAGUUUUUAUGUGGACUGGAAUGAAGGGAAGCCAAAGUUUGUUGAUGACUUCGUCUGUGUUGGUCAGAAACAGAAUGUUUGUCAUGUGCCUCAUGUAGACAGGAUUAUGUCCCUUGUCAGAAAUCAGAGUCCGUCCAUCUGUCAACAAGUGCCCAGUGUUUCAGAUUGUAGUGAUUCACCAGAGGUAUUGCAGUCAAAAGAUGGGACUUGUCCUGAAGGUACAAGGACUAGAUCUCAGUGGCCUAGGAAACCCCUGAAAACUAAGCCAUUUGAUGAUGAUGUCACUCACACAACCUUCAUCACUUACCACUCGACAUCAUCCCAGGACGAGCAACAACCAGACCCAGGUGAUAAUGCAGCGUUUUUGCAUAUCGACAAAGAAGAUCAAAAACAAACGCACAAUUUUGAAGAUGAGAACACUUCUGAUAAUGAACUUGUGGAGUUUGAGAAAGAAAUUAAUAUCAUGGCAGCAAUAAAUUCAGAAAAUAAGCAGAUCAUUACUCGUACAUUUGAAGAUCAUGCUACUAAGGCUCAUGUUUUGGAAAGAAACCAUCUAGAUCAAAUUACAACAAAACCAAGCAAAGCUUGUUUUUCUUUGUUGAAUGAAAGUAAUGAUAAUUUAUGUUCACAGGACUUUGAUGUUCCUGGUUAUGAGGAGGUGAAAGAGAAUUAUUUUGGUACAAGGAGUGGUUUUGUUGAUGAAUUGUGUAAUAAACCAAGUCGAGUAAACAUCAGUAAAGACUAUCAGAAUUCUUACAGUGGUUUUCGGACAUCACAUCAGAUACUUGAAUAUCCUAAUGUGGAUAACACUGAGGAAGAUCAACUAGAAACCAAGUCAAGAUGGGAACAAUAUUUGCAACAUGAAGAAGGGAUGCUAGAAUUUGAUUCUGUCUUACAAAAACAAAGUAACAAAGUUUCAAAGCAUUUUGGAAUUGCUGCAAAAAGGACUAAUUCUAACUUCGAUGAUGUUCAGUAUUCCAGUGACAUACAUUAUCAAAACACGGAGGUUCCAAAAAGCCAGCUGACAGAGUCUUACUUUAUCAUUCAACAUACCCCCAGUCCAAUGAGCGAUAACUCUGGGCGACAGAGGACAGACUGUGUGUGUUCUAUUAAUUCUAGUCCAGUCAUGGAUCUGAACAAUUCUCCAUCAUCCAUGAUGCACCAGAGUCACUCGGGGACACAAUCUGACAGAUUUUUAUUUCAAGAUAAAAGAAGAGUUGUGCAAAAUAGGAAGUCUGUUCAAACACGGAUAUCUCCACCUGUUACAAACACUGAGAACAAAAAAUAUGAUGAACCUCUUAUGUUACAGAAAGAUCGGGAUGAAAACCACUCACUUAAAAAACUGGUAUAUUCAGAAAAAAAUGUAUCUCAGCAUUUAGUGAGUGUUGCUGCAGAUUGUGGUCACAGAAAGAGUCCGAUUCUGUUUGAUGAGUCGCAGUCUUGUACUAACCAAGAUUCGAAGAUCACAGUUCCCGUGUCCAGUACAUCACUGAGUUAUGGAAGACUGAGAGGAAAAUUCCAAAAUCCACUUCUUAGUUCAGUUUCCGCGAGCAGCGUUCUGCAGCAUAGUCAGCGCAACUUGUGUGGAGAUCUUCAGUUUCCCAGCAAGUCUGAAGUGGAAAAUGAAGUGACGCCUCUUCGCCAAGUGAUCAUCCCAGUCAGUUUUCCUAAUGUUAAUCUUUACAAGCAGACCUUGACAGCAGCACUUAAAGAGCACAUCAAUGUGAUGUUGUUUGAGUUGUCCAAGACAUUCCACUCUGCUCUGGAGAGAGCUGAUUUUACUGGUUACACUAGCUCGGGGUCAGAUCGCAGUAAGUGUCUGAGGGAGACCAGCCAGGCCAACUCAAAUCCUCGCUGUCAGUGUGGAGUGUCGGCCAAGAUGGUGCAGGUGAAGAAAGCCGGACCAAACAAAGGACGAUUCUUUUACACCUGCAGCGCACCCAAGAUUCAGCAGUGCAAGUUUUUCCAGUGGGCUGAUCAGGUGAGAAAGUCGGUAAGAGGGGGCCCUGCAUCCAGCGGUAUUCGACUCAAUGAUGCGGACAGCAUAACAACAUUUUUCCGAGGUCACAGCAUCAUGUUCUUCUGUGAAUGUCAGUUCGUUAGGAAGAUUCCAACACAUUACAGAAACAAAAGUUUAACCAAGGGAUUUCCUGCAUGGGCACGGCAGAAUGAGAUGACAGAGAAGAAAUUAAUGUACAUUCGACUUUCAAGAAAGGCAGCUUCUUCAAUGUUCUCAAAGGAUGACUUGUGGAUCAUGUCACAGAAUCUAAACUUCGAGACUGGCACAACAUUCCUAGCCAAGAGCAUGUACUUUGGUCCGAAUGCCGCCAACGAGUUGGAAAUAGACCCUGUCUCUGGAUUCUCACCAUCCAACUGGUCGAAUGAAUGUGUGUGUCAUGCGAUUCUGGCGGGAAACGCCACUACUGAGCUGAAUUGUAUGGCUAACAUACAGGACAACCUACAGCCAGCCUCUCUUCCCAUUCUCUCACACCUUCUGAACUUAGGGUCUGAAAAGAAUUACAAAAGCAAGGACUUCACAGUUCCAGUUCAGAAAGAUGUAUCCAAGAAGAAACUCCAGGUUCCAGGUCAUUUUGUCACGGAGAUAGCGGGUGACUAUAUGAACAAGUACAAACUGAACUCGGACCAGGCACAAGCUCUUAAGAAGAUAGCUGCCAUGAUUAAUGUGGACGAAACUCAAACGGAUUCCAUUGUUCUUGUGCAUGGUGUGUUCGGGGCUGGGAAAAGCUUUCUUCUCUCAAUUAUCAUCCGAUUUCUGGUCGACAUUUUCGAGAUGAAUGACUAUUAUGCCAGUGGUGAGCCAUUUCCAUGGAAACUACUCAUCUCCUCAACAACUAAUGUGGCUGUGGACAGAGUUUUAAUGGGACUUCUUGAUCUUGGAUUUGAAGAUUUUGUAAGAGUUGGCAGUUUGAAGAAGAUUGCUAAGCCCGUUCUUCCCUACAGUGUCCAUGCCUCUGGUACAGACAGCCAGGAGUUGAAGGACCUUCAGGAAAUGUUCCGCAGCGACCUGACGCCGUCUGAAAGACAAUAUGUGCGUAAAAGUAUUGAGAAACAUCGACUUGGAGAAAACAAAAAGCAACUGAGUCGUGUUCGUGUUGUGGGUGUGACUUGUGCAGCUGCUUGCUUUCGGUGUCUGGCUAACAUGACAUUUCCUUUUGUUGUGCUUGACGAGAGUAGUCAGAUGACUGAGCCGUCCUCACUUCUCCCCAUUGCCAGAUUCGGGUGUGAGAAACUUGUGCUGGUCGGCGAUCCAAAGCAACUGGACCCGACGAUCCAGGGAUCCGAGGCUGGUCACCAGGAAGGUUUGGAGCAGACUCUGUUUGACAGACUGAUGAAGCUGGGAUACUCCCCGAUCGUCCUGCAUACUCAGUACCGAUGUCAUCCACUAAUAAGUGCUAUUUCUAACCACUUGUUCUACAAUGGGGUGCUGCAGGACGGAGUUUCUCAACAAAGUCGUCAACCUCUUUCUGAAACAUUCCCCACGCUGUGUUUCUAUGACGUCGCUCAUGGGAAGGAAUGUGACGAUGGGUCAGGCAGCUACUAUAAUGAAGAGGAGGCGGGGCUUGUUGUACUCAUGGUUGACACUCUGAUUGCAGAGGGGGUGGAGCCUGCUAUGAUUGGCGUUAUCACACUGUACAAGGCACAAGUGUUCAAGGUUAUGGCGCUACUUCAUAGUAGCAGACUCUCAAAACACAAAGAGCUGAAAGUGAUUCAGGUUUCUACUGUGGAUGCAUUUCAAGGUGGGGAGAGAGAUAUCAUCAUCCUGUCGUGUGUCAGAUCAAACAGCUUGGGAUUUAUAGACAGUGACAAGAGGAUGAACGUUGCUCUAACCCGAGCCAGACAUCAUCUGUUGAUUGUGGGCAACUUGAAGAACCUGUCACGUAACAGUCUGUGGGCAAAGGUCUUGCAGCACUGUGAAGAGCAACCUAAUGGCAUACAAAAAGGUGACAGAGUGGAGAAACAACUUAAAAAUAUCAUCACUGACCUAAAGUCGAGUCCGGAGUCAAAUAGUGAACAUAAUAAUCACAAGACAAAACAAGAAAUGUCUAGGAAAACCACAAAAAGCAAAAGAAACAGUGAGAAUGAAAGUCCACCAAUGUCUCUGUCAGAUGAUGAUUUUGAAAACUCAACAGUACCCAUGGAAACUGAUGACUGCUACAAGUCUCCCAUUGUUUCGCUAACCACAAUGGACAGCCGAGCAGAAGAUGACAGCCAUGAAACAGUUGUACCAGUUAUUACCAAACCUUCGAGAAAACGCCUCCGACUGAGUAAUCUGUUAAAUCCAAUACCAGCAGAUACCAGUGACACAGACGACGACCUUCCACUGUUUCUUGAUGGAUGAGAACAAACGGAUGUAUUUGUCAAACAUCACACAUGGAUAUCUAUUUUUAUAAUUUCUGAUUGGCUUCUGCUUAGUGAUGAUCUGGAUGCCAAAGCCAUGUAACCAUGAUAUGGGUCGAAUGAAAUUAGCACUACCAAACCUGAUUUACUUUUAUAGAACAAGCACCUUAAGUAAUAAAUAAGUUAUAGUUUGAAAAGAUGGGUUUUUGAGGAUGUGUAAGAAAUAUGCUUUUGGGUUGGUUAAAUUGACAACUCUAGAGUGUUAGACUGUGUUAGCAUCAGAGUGUUUCAAUGAUGAAAGCUGUUGAUUCAAAGCAAGCAAAGAUGUUAAACAUAUUCCUCAAUAAUGUGAUUAAUUGGUAAUUAAAUUGGAACACUACUCUAAAACAGCUGGCACCAACUUAAAAUACAGUAUACGCAAAUAUUUUCGCGACUAAAAUAAUUCGCGAUCGGGCUUUCAUUUUACAUUUUCGCGAGGAAUUAUUUUUGUGACUGCCCCCGAUAAUAAAAUCAAAAUUACCCAUAUUACACGCAAAUAUCAUAAGAAAUAACUUUUCAUUAUUGGUGGUACCCACAAACUUCCAUUCAAGGUUACAAAGAAAACAAACAAAACUGAGAUUAUGUAACAACAGACUUGCACCCAAAUGUGUGUCAUUUCGAUCAAACCCAUGUGACCAGGCAGGUUUACAGAAUCACGUGACCUUGUGGACCUCUAACUGCUUGAUUCUGAUAUGGGUUGGGUGUGUAGAGAUAGUAAACAAUAUUAUACCAAAUCGGAAAUAAGUAUGUGCGUAAUUAAAUUCGCGGUUCUAUCAACAUGUUCGCAAUUGUAUAUUUUAUUCGUAAACAUAUUUGAGUAUACGGUAGCUAUAAAAAUCCACCGGCUGCCAGCUUAUUUUGACGAGCCUAUUGCUUAUCUACUCGUCCACCAAUCAAAUCAUGUAAAUAAAAAAGAUUUUGAGAUUGAAUCUCAAUCAAAAAACAGUAGGAUAAUGGCUCAGUGGUAGAGAACAUGUUUGAGAUGCAUUGUGUCAUGUGAUCGAUCCCCUGAGGGUGGACAUUUUUGGUGGGGGGUUUUCCAAUCGGCACCGUCUGACUGAUGUGACAGAUCAUGAAAUGGGUUAUAGUGUAAAGUAUCUAAAAGACAUAUUGCUGCUGAUCAACAGGAGUAGCCCAUGUGGCAGCAGCAGGUUUACAUUCACUAGACUAAAAGUUAAAGUUUGUUUUGUUUAACAACACUACUAAAGCACAUUGAUUUAUUAAUCAUUGACUAUUGGAUGUCAAA